GGAGCGGGGCCUCCCUCCCUCCCUCCCUCCCCGUCUCCCUCCCUCCUUCCCUCGCCGGCUGCCGCCGCCGGAGCGGAACCGAAAGCGAAGGCGGCGCCGGGCGGGCGGCUCCGGGGCUGCGGCCCCGCCGGCGGCAGCGGCAGCGGCAGCGGCGCGGCCCCAGGUCUGGGGACCCGAUUUCCACCGCGACGGCGAUAGGCAGCCGAGGCCGCGCGGGAUAGACCCCGGCCCGUGGCUCGGCGCGGCAGGAGGGAGUGACGCGGGGCCGGAUCCUGCACCCGCCGCCUGCCGCCCGGCCCCCAUGGCGCCUUCCCGGCGCCCGCCCCGUGCCGCCCCGCGUCCCCGGCAGCUCGCUCGCCCGGCGCCCGCCCUGCCCUGACGCCCGCCAUGGAGGAGCCCCACGGCGCCGGGGGGCCCGAGGAGCCGCGGGAGCCGCGGGCCAAGCUGAGCCUCUCCGGCCGCAAGCUCUCGCUGCAGGAGCGCCCGCGGCCCGCCCGCUCGCCCGGCGCCGCCGAGGCCGCCCCGGAGCGCUUCAUCUACCCCUCGCUGCCCUACUCGCCGGUGACGUCCCCGCACGCCUCCCCGCGCCUGCCCCGCCGCCCCACCGUGGAGUCCAACCGCGUCUCCAUCACCGGCUUGCAGGACUGCGUGCAGCUCAACCAGUACAAGCUCAAGGACGAGAUCGGCAAGGGCUCCUACGGGGUGGUGAAGCUGGCCUACAACGAGGACGACAACACCUACUACGCCAUGAAGGUCCUCUCCAAGAAGAAGCUGAUGAGGCAGGCGGGCUUCCCCCGCCGCCCGCCUCCCCGGGGCGCCAAGGCCGCCCCCGAGGGCUGCGUGCAGCCCAAGGGCCCCAUCGAGCAGGUCUACCAGGAGAUCGCCAUCCUGAAGAAGCUGGACCACCCCAACGUGGUGAAGCUGGUGGAGGUGCUGGAUGACCCCAGCGAGGACCAUCUCUACAUGGUGUUUGAGCUGGUGAAGCAAGGACCCGUGAUGGAAAUCCCAACCUUGAAACCCCUCACCGAAGAUAAGGCUCGGUUCUACUUCCAGGACCUCAUCAAGGGCAUCGAAUACUUGCACUACCAGAAGAUCAUCCACCGGGACAUCAAGCCUUCCAACCUCCUCGUGGGGGAAGACGGGCACGUCAAGAUCGCCGACUUCGGCGUGAGCAACGAGUUCAAGGGCGCUGACGCCCUGCUCACCAACACGGUGGGCACCCCGGCGUUCAUGGCCCCAGAGACGCUCUCGGAAACCAGGAAAAUCUUCUCCGGGAAGGCUUUGGAUGUCUGGGCCAUGGGAAUCACACUCUACUGCUUCGUCUUUGGGCAGUGUCCUUUUAUGGAUGAGAGGAUCCUGAGUUUGCACAAUAAAAUCAAGACCCAAACCCUGGAGUUCCCAGACCAGCCCGAAGUCACGGACUUCUUGAAGGACCUGAUUACGCGGAUGCUGGAUAAGAACCCCGAAUCGAGGAUUUCGGUCCCAGAAAUCAAGGAAAGUACUGUGCAACAGCCUUUCGCAGGAGAUUUCUGGUCCUCCGCCCCUGCGGGACCCUGGAAGGGGCGAGACGCUGAGAAAAUGGAGACGAAGUUGCACCCCUGGGCGACCAAGAACGGCGCGGAGCUGCUGCCCACGGAGGACGAGAACUGCACGCUGGUCGAGGUGACGGAGGAGGAGGUGGAGAACUCGGUCAAGCACAUCCCCAGCCUGGCCACCGUGAUCCUGGUUAAAACGAUGAUCCGGAAGCGAUCGUUCGGGAAUCCCUUCGAGGGCAGCAAGCGAGAGGAGCGGUCGCUGUCCGCGCCAGGGAACCUGCUGGCCAGGAAGCAAGGCAGCGAAGACAACCUGAGGUGCAACGACCUGCCCAACGUGGGAGAGGAGGAGGUGCUCUCGUGAGCAGCGGCGCCGUGGUCCUGUCGAGCGGCGUGGCCUGGGGCGCCGUGCCCGGCGUGCGGCUGGCCGAGGAGGACGGCUGCCAACAGAGCCUCCCCCAAACGCAGCAUGACCUGGCGCUACUGCCGUGUAGUGCUGGCUGUAGAGCUUCCGUAGCAGCAUGUUGUGAGACAUCCGACUCCAGUACUUGUCAUAAACAUUGAACAUCUCCGAUUGCUUGGACUGCUGACUUGUUGUGG
This is a messenger RNA of Dromaius novaehollandiae (emu), 2132 nucleotides long. RefSeq names its product calcium/calmodulin dependent protein kinase kinase 2 (gene CAMKK2). The record is from RefSeq and is a predicted model, not a curated record. Gene Ontology annotation, biological process: CAMKK-AMPK signaling cascade; activation of protein kinase activity; protein phosphorylation. Gene Ontology annotation, molecular function: protein serine/threonine kinase activity; ATP binding. The transcript is spliced from 18 exons. The coding region runs from base 388 to 1896 and encodes 502 amino acids. NCBI's taxonomy places the organism in Eukaryota, Metazoa, Chordata, Aves, Casuariiformes, Dromaiidae.